This is a messenger RNA of Magnusiomyces paraingens, 933 nucleotides long. Its product is annotated as mitochondrial 54S ribosomal protein uL5m. NCBI's taxonomy places the organism in Eukaryota, Fungi, Ascomycota, Dipodascomycetes, Dipodascales, Dipodascaceae. The record is from RefSeq and is a predicted model, not a curated record. Gene Ontology annotation, biological process: translation. Gene Ontology annotation, molecular function: structural constituent of ribosome; RNA binding. Gene Ontology annotation, cellular component: cytosolic large ribosomal subunit; ribosome. The transcript has a single exon. The coding region runs from base 1 to 933 and encodes 310 amino acids.
AUGUCCUUGAGAAUACCCACUAUGGCCACCACCAUGGCUACAAGCCUUGGCCCCAAAGCUAUCCGGUCGUCAUUCCACACUAGUGCGGCCUCUUAUAAGGCUUCUGUGUCUAUCAAGAAGCCUGUUCAUCACACAGUCAAGUUCCGCAAUGCCCAAGUUUCUGACAGAUACCGGGAGCUUCUCAUUCCCAAGAACGACAUCGAGUCGCGUGCAUUUCGACCUACUGCCGUCUGCCCUGAUCGUAUUGAAGAUUAUCAAACCAACACUAUUGACAGCGAUAUGCUUCUUAUCACAUAUUUCCAUCGUGGCGUUGACAAGAAGGGUCAAAAGUUUCGCGAAUGGGACGGUACUUCUCCUUACCACAUCAACAGAACUGUAAAGCCUCCUCGUGGUACUGUUGUCGAAACUCCUAACAUUAAGAAGCGUGACGUUUCCACUAUUCCUCGAAUUACCGCCAUUUCUUUGAACUGCUUUGUCAAGGAGGGUCGCGAAAACUCAGACGCUGUUAUUCCUGCUCUCCUCCAACUACAGCAAAUCACAGGUGUCAAGGCCGAGCACGUCUACUCUAAAACUAACGUUCCCACCUGGAAGCUGCGAACAGGUAUACUCAUCGGCUCUAAAGUUACCAUUAAGGGUAGACCCAUGAACCAAUUUUUGUCUACUUUGACCGAAAUUGUUUUGCCAAGAUCAAAGACCUUCCAAGGUAUUUCCAAUGCUGCAGGUGACAGAUAUGGUAACAUCACAUUUGGCCUAACUUCUGCUGAUGUUAGAUCGUUCCCUGAAAUUGAAGGUAACCAGGAUCUUUGGCCUCGUACCUUUGGUAUGGAUGUUACUAUCCAUACCUCAGCACAAGUUGACCCUGAAGCCCGUACCUUACUGAGUUCUUACGGUUUCCUCUUCAGUGGCAAGGAGAAGUUCCCUACUAGAUGGUAG